Molecule: messenger RNA, 523 nt
Organism: Symsagittifera roscoffensis
Lineage: Eukaryota; Metazoa; Xenacoelomorpha; Acoela; Convolutidae
Source: RefSeq, a predicted model, not a curated record
GUCCCUGCUGCAGUUUUCAGAAGCAGGUGUAUAAGAAGUUUGGGUCAUCAUAUGGAGUUGGGCCUCGAGACUAUUGGGCUAAUCUGACUAAUUUCAACUCACAAGGAAAGCAAUUAAACUGGAUUCUUGUCAAUUAUAGACCGCAUGUUUGUUUGAACGUAAUUCAAUCUGUUGGAUAUGGGGAAGGCGUUUUUGUAUACCAUGGGAAUUACGAACUUGACUACCCAAUGGCAAUUCCUCUCAGAAAUGCUUACGAGUAUUAUGUUAUACCCGACGAGGGCGCCCUCGAACAUUUCCUAUCCUAUGAUUGGCUGAAGGAAAGAUUGAUAUGCCGAGAUCAACCAUGGAUUUGCGAAGAGGAAACUUUCAGUGGCAGUGAGCCGCAUGAUCAAACUGAGUUUAGACGGAAACUGAAAAACCACGAAGUGCAGAUACCGAUUAGACGUCAUAAUUGCUCUUCUUUCAGCAGAAGCUGAAAUCAUUUUCAUAAAUCGUGACCUACUUUUUCAUCAUAAUUUUGAAC